AUGGCGGAGGCGGUGGUCGGCUGGCUGGUGUGCCCGAUCAUCAAGAUCGUCGUCGAAAAGGCCGCCUCCGACAGGAUCAAGUGGAUGGGCGACGGCGUCUCCAAGGCGCUAGAGCGCCUCCGGAACACGCUGCUCCAUCUCCAGACCGUGGCGAGCGCCGUCCAGCUGCGGGGCUCCACGGACAGGUGCCGGAACCUCCGUGCGUGGCUGCAGCAGCUCAUGGACGCCGUGUACGAAGCCCAAGACGUCCUCGACGACUUCGACGACUCGAUCCCACACCCUGAAUCCUCCGUCGUCAGGUUCGGCAAGCGGAUCUUGGGCGCCGACGAGCGCGUCAACAGGCUCAAGGACGUCGUCGAGAAGCUGGAGGCCAUCCACGCUGGCUCUUCGAUGCUGCUGUCAGCCACGGAGACCAUCGCGUCGGCGUCAGUGUCGCGCCAACCGAGCGGCAGCAAUCACACGGGCCCUAUGCGCCCGGACGAGGACGCCGUGGUCGGGCGCGAGAAGGAGCUGCAAGAGAUGGUGUCCUGGCUCGUCGACACGCCCGACGCCGACGCCAAGCCCGUGUCCGUCCCCAUCGCCGCGAUCUGGGGCCAUGGCGGGAUGGGGAAGACCACGCUGGCGCAGCUCCUGUUCAAGGAUCAGAAGGUAACCUCCGCCUUCGACCUCAUGAUCUGGGUCCGGCCUGACGCCAAGGACAACGAGUUUGAGCUCGCCAGGCAAAUCCUGCAGUCCGCCAAUGUCGACGUGCCAGACAGUAUGAAGAGCUUCCACAGGCUACAAACUGACCUCCAGGAGAAAGUCUCGUCGCGCAAGUUCCUGCUGGUGAUCGACGAUGUCUGGAACAGAGAGGACAUCGACAUGAAGGGGAUUGGCUACCGUGAGAUGUGGGCUAAGGUGCUGGCACCCCUCAGGCACGGGGAGUCAACGGGGAGCAAGAUUGUGGUCACCACAAGGCAAAAGAUAGUGGUGACAGCGCUUGAAGCACGCGAGUUCUACUUGGGCGACUUGCCGGACAAUGAUAUCUGGUCUCUGCUCACAAGGUAUGCCUUUGGUGACGACAACAUUGAUAAGUGGUCUCCCGAGCUGCAAGGCAUUGGGAGGAAAAUCGCUGAAAAGCUCAGGGGCUCACCAUUGUUGGCGAAGGCCGUCGGACAGAUGCUGGGAAGCAACCGCAGGGAAAGCUAUUGGAGGAACGUGCUUGAGAAGGAUGGCUUCGAUGAUAUUUCCAAAACAUUAGAGUUGUGCUACCAGAAUUUACCAGAGCACCUGCAACCAUGCUUUGCAAUCUGUAGCUUGUUCCCGAAGAACUGGAGGUUCAAGCGCGAUAAGCUGGUGAAGAUUUGGAUGGCCCUUGAUUUCAUCCGGCCAACUAGUGGGAAGGCCCAAUUGGAGGAUGUGGGAAGCGAGUACUUUGAUCAGCUUGUGGAGAGGUCAUUUUUCCAUAGGCAAAAGCUGGGGCGUCGGAGGUACUAUUACAUCCACGACCUGAUGCAUGAUUUGGCCGAGAAGAUUUCUCGAUUCGAUUGCGAGAGAGUUGAAGAUGCAAAGAAAGAGAUCCCUAAGACAAUCCGGCACUUAUCUGUGUCUGGUGAUAGUGAUACGGUGGCGCAGCUCAAGAGCCGAUGUGACCUGAAAAGAUUGCGCACACUACUGAUUCUCAAGAACCCUUCCUCUUUGUUGGAUCAACUGCCAGGAGAUUUUUUCACAGAGCUAAAAGGCCUUCGAGUUCUUAGUUUGGAAGGCUGCAAUAUCAUUCGUCUAUCGGAGAGGAUUGGAAACCUUAAAUACCUCAGAUACCUGGCACUUUGCAAAUCAACCACCAAGCUUCCACAAGCACUGACAAAGCUCUAUCGUCUUCAAACCUUUAGUAGUCCUAAGGGGUCUGGCCUUGAGGUCCCGGAAGAUAUUGUAAACCUGACACGUCUGCGACAUUUGGACAUGGAUACAUCCAAAAUCACUGGCAUUGGGAAACUGGUUCACCUGCAGGGAUCAGUUAAGUUCCAUGUUAAAAAUGAAAAGGGCCAUACUUUAGGAGACUUGGAUGGUAUGAGCAGUCUGCGUAAAGAGCUUCAUAUAAAGAACCUUGAUGUUGUAACAAAGCAAGAAGAAGCCUGCAAGGCUGGAUUAAACAGGAAGGAGAAUGUUAAGGUACUGGAAUUAGAAUGGAACUCGACUGGUAAGAGCGUUCCCUCUGUUGAGGCUGAAGUUUUGGAUGGUCUUGAGCCGCACCAAUAUGUUAAAAGGCUUAUAAUUAGAAGAUAUCAUGGUAAUAGAUCACCAAACUGGCUGAGCACAAGCUUGAAGGAGAGCAACUUCUACUUCAAAUACCUGCAUUUGAUCAACUGUAGAAAAUGGGAGGUCCUGCCUCCUCUCGGGCAGCUUCCAUGUCUCAAGGUUUUGCAUUUGAAAGAAAUGUGCUCAGUGAAAAAAAUCGGCCGUGAAUUUUAUGGAACCAAUCCAAUUGCAUUUCCAUAUUUGGAGGAACUUGAAUUUGAUGAUAUGCCUCAGUGGGUUGAGUGGACCCAAGCAGAGAAGAGCACUGAUAUGUUUCCUAAACUCCGCAAGUUGAAGCUUUUGAACUGUCCUGAGUUGAUUAAGGUGCCUCAGCUCCCUCUAUUUGUGCGGAAGGUCUCAGUAAAAAAUACAGGAUUUGUUUCACAACUAAAACUAUCCUCCUCUUCCUCGCCAUCAAAAGCGCGCAAGUUUGCAUUAGACACAUGCUCUGCCACUGUCCUUACAAAUGGCUUAAUGCACAAGCAACAACUGGAAUCAAUUGCUAUUUUGACUCUGAGGAACUGUCAAGAUGUAAAGUUUGAAGAGCUUCAUGUGUUGACUUCCUUAAAGAGGUUGCAAAUAUCUCAUUCAAGCAUAAAUGAUGAGCAGCUAUGCACUUGUUUGAGGGGUUUACAAGCGCUUACCUGGCUGGAGAUAUCUAAUUGCAACAUCACAUGCCUUCCACAGAUGGAAAGUUCAGACUGCUUAACAAAACUUCAUGAGCUACGCAUUCAGCAGUGCUCUGAAUUUUCCUCUCUACACUCUAUGCCAAGUUUUGUGGCACUAGAAAGUGUAUUGAUCGAAAAUUGCUCCAAGAUCACUGUGAAAUCUUUCCCUACCAACUUGAACAGCAACACCACUCUGAGAAAACUGAGCAUAAUGAAUUGUGCUGAGUUGGAGUCUUUGCCAAGUGGCUUCCCAUCUUCUCUGCAAGUUCUUCAUUUAAUUGGGUGCAAACCAAAUUUGAUGAACCAACUACAACUCAAGGAUGGACCAGAAUGGGAUAAAGUAGCUAUUAUUCCCAUAAAACAAAUCCGUUGA
Molecule: messenger RNA, 3318 nt
Organism: Miscanthus lutarioriparius
Lineage: Eukaryota; Viridiplantae; Streptophyta; Magnoliopsida; Poales; Poaceae
Source: the annotation of a GenBank genome assembly